GUCAGCGCCAAAAAGUGCACAGCUUCAGGACGACACGGCAUCCCGCGUUUCCACGUUCCAUAUACAUAUACAUAUAUGUAUAUGUACAUGUAUAUAUACACACGUUUCUACACGUUUCCAUACACGGCAACGCAGCCCGCAUCUUUUUUUUCUUCUCUCCUCCUCCUCCCUCCCUCCCCCACCUCCCCCAGUUUCGAAUUGUGAAUUUUCGAAUGCCCCCCGUGACGGUGACGGUGACGGCGACGGUGACGGACGGACGGGCUCCUCUUCCGUCGCGGGACCGAAUUUUCCUUCUUCUCCUCCUCUUUGCUCGCGGCGCGCUGUGACGGAAUUCGUUCGAUGUGCGCCGGUUGCUGCCCGCUCCGUACGAAGAUUAAAUUCGCACCGUGCAUUUGGAGUACGAUCACGGCUAUCGAAUAUCGGUUUCUUUUUGAAGUGAAGUGCCAGGGAUCGGUCGGACGAAUCCGGGAUCCGUUCGACCGUCGCCAUGCUCCAGACAUAGAGGACGAGAACGCAGAGCGGUGCAAUCGUAGAUGCGAUCGUGUUGUGCAGCGUCCCGAUCGUUGUGCAUCAUGCGAAGGGAUCCGCGAUCCUUUCCACGAGCGAGCGUAGACAAAUCCGGUGGAUCCGCUCCGACGAGGAUCAGUGGUGGCAGUAGCUCGUAGAUAGAGAAAGGGAGUGUUGGUCGAGCUCGAGUUCAGAUACUAUACGCGCACACACACACACAUAUAUAUAUAUAAAAUCGGGUGGAUUCCGAUCGGGUGGAUUUCUGGUGUGAAAGUGAAAGUGGAAAGGAAGAGGACAAUCUUGGGGAGAGAGAGAGAGAGAGAAAGAGAGAAAGAGAAAGAGAGAGAAUUGCAGACAGAAGAGGGGGGAGGCAUCGAGAUAAUUCUCGCGCACACAGAUGCGAACCGCGGACACUGAUGUGAAGCAGAGUCGUUCCGUUUGAGGGUGCCGGUUCUCGACUGGUUUGGGUCUAAGCUAGGCAGCUUAGACUUGGCUGGCAGCAGGAUGAUGUACUCACCGGACAAGAUGAUGGGGAGCAAGGGGCUCCACGGGGCACCGAUCACGGCCCCUGGCUGUUUCCCUUCGGGAAGGUACUCGCCGCCUCCUUAUCGCGCCGCACCGGACCCCAUGCCGCCACCGCCGCGACGCUGCAUGCCCAAUCCCACGAGUCGUAUACUGGAAGAUGCAUCCAUUAUGUGCAAUUCCUGGUCACCGAGGCACAACGGUGACUUGUUCGGGGGUCUGAACAGCGGCCUACAAGACGGCUUACUUUCGAGGGCGGAAGCUUUGGCGGCGGAUUUGGGAAAACACAACGCGGGCACCCCAAUGCCUUUGAAGCACGACCCCGUUUCGGUCUAUCAUCAUGGAGCCCACAUGCCGACCCCCCAUCCGAAUAACCGGCCGCAUCAUCAGGUACAUUCACACCUCUUUAUGAGCCAUCCGGGGAUGGAGAGUCUGGACAUGCUGGACCCGGCGAACUCGAUGACCACGUUGACGCCCAUGUCGGAGAACACGGGCGGCGGGCCGGGGCACCACACGGGCAUCCACGGCCCCUCCGUUUACGGCGGCAUGAACGGGAUGAUGGGCCACCACCACCAUCACGGGAACCUGGGCGGCGGGGGCGGCAGCGUGCCGCAUCCGGCGCACCACCAUCCGGCCAUGGCGGCGGCGGCUGCGGCCGCCGCCGCGGCCGGCCUCCACCCGGAUGCGGACACGGAUCCCAGAGAAUUGGAGGCGUUCGCCGAGAGGUUCAAGCAGAGGCGCAUCAAGCUGGGCGUGACGCAGGCGGACGUGGGCAAGGCGUUGGCGAACUUGAAGUUGCCCGGUGUCGGCGCGCUGUCCCAGUCGACGAUAUGCCGGUUCGAGUCCCUCACGUUGUCCCACAACAACAUGAUCGCGUUGAAGCCGAUCCUGCAAGCGUGGCUCGAGGAGGCGGAGGCGCAGGCGAAGAACAAGAGGCGGGACCCGGACGCGCCCUCCGUGUUGCCCGCGGGGGAGAAGAAGAGGAAGAGGACGAGUAUAGCGGCGCCCGAGAAACGGUCGCUGGAGGCGUACUUCGCUGUCCAGCCGCGGCCGUCCGGCGAGAAGAUCGCCGCGAUCGCGGAGAAACUCGACCUGAAGAAGAACGUGGUCAGGGUGUGGUUCUGCAACCAGCGGCAGAAGCAGAAGCGCAUGAAAUUCGCUGCCCAACAUUGACCCGAGGGUGGCUUGUGACAGCAAAACUGACCGUAUCAGUUGCCCAGUCUCGAGCCUAAACCAGAACCCUUGACCGAGUUCCAGGGGUGGCCGUAAAGGAGAGGAAGGGGAGACGGCAGCGGGGAUUCCGUGGAAAAAUCGAGACGUUUCUCGAUCUCGAGUCGAGGUCCCGCUGCUAAUCGAUGGCUGGCUCGACGCUGUGGCUCUAACCACACAAGUCAAACACUGUCACAGGCUUGAUAAAACCGUAUUCGAUAUCUCGCGAUCACUGCAAGCGCGCGCGAUGCUCUCGACGACGCGUAAUCUGCCGGCGGAUUUCUACACCGGUGACGAUGCCCGAUCGCUUGCCCGCUUUCGCGAACUCUUCCCUCUUUCUUCCCCGCUUCCUUCGCUCGUCCCACUCAUUCGAGAGGAAGUUGGACGCGAUUGGACGAGAUGCUCGACUUAUUAAAAUUUCUAGAGGUCUAUUUUUCGAGAGAGAGAGAGAGAGAGAGAGAGAAGUGUGCGAGGGGUGCGUGUUGCGUUUGAGAGAAGCGGCACGCUAUAUCGCGCGAGAAUAUCGCGUGAAAUGGCGUGAGAGGACCGUGACGUCAGGAAAGGCUGGAUCAAAUCAUCUGUAAAGUGAGAUAGAAUUUGCGAAACGUAUCGGCCACGAUCGAUGCGAUAAAAAAGUUUACGAGCGUAUCAUCCACCCUUGAACCAACCUCGUCUGGAAAUCGUCCUCGAUUUCGCGUAUCCUCCACCGAACUUUACUCGAAUUUGUCAUUUUUAUCAGAGUCUCUUUCCUCAAAUCCCCAUCUUCCGAUCUUUCGUAACGAAUCGAAUAAAAAAGUGUAUUAAAAUUUUCCAAAUACUUUAAAAAUGAGAUUGACCGCGAGUAAUUAGGAAAAAAAAAAAUCGAGGGAAAAAUCAUGUAAAUCGCGCCAAGUAAUCUCGUCGCGAACAAGUGGAAGAGGAUUUUUUUCGCGAAUGGAGGGAAGCGAUCGACCGCAGCGAAGUAACGAAUAUCGUCGAAUGCGUCUUGGAAAGUACAAUUCGAAACAUAAAAAUAUAAAAAAGUACGUAUUGUUAUAAUAAUCGACGCGUGGAUACGAUCGCGUCGAAGAAAAUAAAAGUGAUAUUAAUCCUAAUGAAGACACUCGGUGCAGUGUAAAAAAAAAAAAGUGAAAAGUUAGAGAGAGAGAGAGAGAGAGAGAGAGAGAGAAGCGUGCGUGUGAAAAGAGCAAGAGUGAAACGUACGCGAUAUACUCGAUCCCGGAACGAAUCUUUUGUCUAAUGUUACGUUGCCCUCGAAACAUUUAAUCAAACGUUUAACUCCCGAUAACAAAAUAGAGAGUGAAUUUCGAAGAAAGCUGAAUUCGAUGAAUUCUCGACAAAAUUCAACAUCGUGCUUUUAUUGGCAAAAGAAAAAAAAGGAAUAUAUUUGAACGUAUUCCCCACAAUUGUUGCACGCGCUUCGAUUCAAGGAGAAAAAUCAAGGAUUUUCCCAUUUUUCUUAUAAUCAUCGCGAACGUGCCGCGAACACCGUUCCAUUCCCAAACGUUGGAUUCCGUUCCGGUGGCGGUGUAUCGAUUAGCGAAAUGCGCGAGGCAAGGAUGAAAGAGCGAAAGGGAGUGAGGAAACCGAGAUGGGAAGAAGAAAAAAAAGGGGGAGGGGAGGGGGGAGGAAGUUGAGAGGAUGUAUUACGUAGUGAUAUUGGACAAUCAGUGAAAAGACUGUAUCAUAUCAUAUUGAAGCAAUACAGUAGUGUUAGUCGACGAAUUAACGAACUUUAUUUGUACUUUAUGCGAUCAACCGCGCCUCCUCGCUGACCGAAGGAAAGCCGGGCGAAAUUUCGAGAAAAAGGGGGGAAAUAAAAGAACAUUUCGGUUAACUUCAUCUCUUCUACGAAGUAAAGUAAAAAAAAAAAAAAAAUAAAUAAAUUUCGUGCAAUAUUUUCAAACGAUCGGAGAACAAACGGACGACUUCGCGUGGCAUCGGGAGUGCGGUUGAUCGCUCGAACGAAACACUCAGAAAUUGAUAUCUCUCGACUCUCGAGAAAAAGGUCGCUCUCUGUACAUUUUCACCAGCGCGGUGUGCGAUUAUAUUUUUGUUUCGAUUGAACGAUUUCGUUGUCCCCCCCUCGUCGUGACAACGGAACUCGUUUAAACGUGAAUUAAAAAAGAAAAAAAAAAGAAGAAGAAGAAUAAGUAAAUAAAUAAAUAGAGAGAGAGAGAGAGAAAGAGAGAGAGAGAGAGGGAGAGAGAGAGAAACGAAAUCCUCGUACAUACAACUGUGCAUGCCAGAGCCGAUCACCAGCCGGGAUCGUUCCGGUGACGUAUGAUCGAGGCUAGUGUGAAAAAAAAAAAAAGAAAAUAACCCCGGAUACAUGUGUGUGUAAUACAGGUGUGUGAUCGGGCUCGAAUAUCCGCGUGCAAUAUCGAGCAAUACCGCGAGGAUAUUCGCCUACUCGAACGACGUGAAGAGCGACGUGUCAUUACUAUUAGUUAAAAUGUAAGCGGAAGGAUGGUAGCCAUUUUUAAAUUGUACAUACGUAAGAGGAUAGGUAUUUUCUAGAAGAAUAAUAGUCUGUUGCCAUUCUACUAGGUGAUGGAGAGAACAAAAAGAAAAAAAAAAAAAGAUUCUAGUGCAAUAUAGAGUUUAAAGAUACAUUAUUACUAUUAUUAUUAUUAUUAUUAUUAUUAUUAUUAUUAUUAUUAUUAUCAUCAUCAUGAUUGAUUAUCAUUAUUACUAUCAUAUUCUCUAUUUAUUUUGUUAUUUCUAUGUCUAUCUCUGUCUAUUUCCGUUCGGCUCGAUUCGCGCCAUCAUUGUCGGGUUAUUGCAUCUCGAACGCAUCUCGAUUUGUCGUUUAAUUUUCUCUUUAUUCUUUUUCUUUUUACAUAAACGUUUCCUUUUUCUCUUUUUUACGUCGUAAAAAAAUUAUUUCCACGCGCGUGAAAGCGCGCGCGCGUAUGAGAUUCGCGCGAAACAGCUUUUCGAGGAAAAAAAGAAAAAAAGAGGGGAAAAAAAAAAAAAAAAAAAAAGAAGAAAAAGGGACCGAUUUAUCGCCCUCGGGAACAUAUUUCCAAUUCCAGGCGGACGAUCUCGCGCCGAUGUCCGUCGUAGCUAGUUUUUAUUCGCUCGUCUAUCGAUCCCCUGCCCUGUUUCCUUCGGAAAUUACAGUGUUUUUCCUGUACACGAUUCCUGGUGUACGAUUACCUGUGAUGCCUCGAGGUAUAUGAAUAUCAAUUUUUCGAUUCGUUUCGUAAUAAAUACGCGAAAAGGCCGGCGGGUAAACCUUCGAGUCAAGCCUUCGAGUCAAGUCGAAGCCUCGUUUCGACGUUUCGUCGAUCUUUCUCUUUCCAUUCGGUUCCCAUUGUGAAACGAAACGAAUGUGCGGGACACGCGAUGUGUGAUACCGAUAAAUCUGUAAGUAUAUAUAUCCCCGCCUACCUCCCUCCCUCCCCCCCCUCCCUCCUCUCCUCCCGACUUUUCUACAAUUUAAUCGGGACACGCGAUUAUCGAUGACUUCGAUGUUUAAAACAAGAGGCACGAUGUAAAAAACGUGAUCGUAUCGUACUCGUCGGACAAUUGCGGAAUAUAUAUAUAUAUAUUCAUUUGAAAUUAGUUUCAAAAAGGGAUACAAGUCGGAUAAGAAUAUAUAAGAAAAUUUCUUCGAUUUGUUUAGAGCUCGUUGAAAAGACGCAGAGAUGCUGUACAUCUUGGUGAAUUGGAAUUAAAAGGGUGUGAAAAAAAGGAAGCAAAAAUUGAGAUACUUUGUGUGUACAGUGUUGAAUGAAAUUUCAGAAUUUCUGCCGUGAAAUUUUUCUUUUCUUCUAGAAAAUAUAUAUAUAUAUCGUAUCGAUCGAUACGGAGAUUCCUUUUUUCCCUUUUUUUUACAAUUUAAAUUUUUUCCGAAAAUUUCAACAAAAUUCUUACUGUGGAAAACAACGACAUACGAACGAGAUACGCUUGUUCUUUCGAAUAAAUCAAACAAUUCCUCCUUUACUUAAGAAUCACAGUCCGACACUUGUAUAUCGCGAUCGUUAUUCUUUUUUUUUUUUUUAAAGUGACGAGGAUCUUUUUCGAAACACGACACGUUCCGCGAAAACAUUAAAAGACAGGGUAACAAGUCAUAUCGCAAUAUGCUUUUAAAACGAUUAAUUACUAAUCGUAACGUACAUCUAGGAGCCUUGCUGUUUGGCGCGAGUAGGUAUAUGUACCGUGGACAUUUUUCCCGUCGAUUCUUCAAUUUUCGAAGAAGAAGAAGAAGAAAAAAAACAAAAAAAAAGAAAAAAAAAAGAAAAAAAAGAAAACAAGAAAGGAAAACGAGUCGUUUUUUAAUUCUAUAUUUAAGAUGGAAACAAGGAAAACGAUUUAGCAUUUUACAUAUACAUACGUGUACAUAAUCGAUCGUCGAACGAAAAAUCGAUGAGAAAAAAUUACGUUUAUCUUUUUUUUUUUUUUUUUCCUAUCCGCGACAAGGUGAGAGAUGGAAGUUUGAUUUUUUUUAUUUCUCUUGGUCGUGUUCCAUUACGAUUUGCGCAUUCAUUCACGAUAUGAUCCCCUCGAAUCUCUAUAAUAAAAAAGAAGGAAAAAAAAAAAACUCGACUAAACUCUUUUUCAUGUACUCUGCGUGCCAAGUUGUACUUCGAAGCAACGUCUUUACGGACUCUUAAAAUAAAAAAAGAAAAAAAAAAAAAACGAAAAGACGAAACUACCGUUAUAUUGAGAUGCAUGUACAAUCCGGUAUGUCCUUGAAUUUAGCAGUAAGGAAACGAAUUUCUCGAAACUUUUUACUCGUGGAUAAAUCAGGUGUGAACCUUCGUGUACAUAUGUUCUACGUUUACGAUUAAUUACGAUUAAACGCGUAACCAGGUCGGUAUCGCGCGCGAUUCGAUGAUUCGUCGUUCGAAAUUCGUAAAAAAAAAUUUUGAAAAUUGGAGGGAAAUUUGUAUCUUUCUUUUCGAUCUUUUAUGUAUAUAGGCAACAGGUUACAAAAUGACGAACAAAGAAGGAAAUUGUUACGCUUUUGAUAAUUUUCUCCGCGUCAUCUUUCAUCAUCGAAUCAUCUCGCGCGGACCCCGCUCGUAUACUCGAUUCGAAUUUUCCGAAGAACGGAAGGCAAUGAAGAUAUUAAAAAAGGAAGAAAAAAGAAAAACCAUCGAAGUGGUCGCGUAUACCUACAUGCGUGAAAGAUUCUUGUGUAUAUAAUAUACAUAAUAUAGGCGCGUUAUUUAUUAUUUAAUUUAAUAAAACCCGCCGCGUGCAACGGCGACCAACUCGUUUCGAAAUGCUUGAUCGAGAGAGAGUGAGAGAGAAUGAGAGAGUGCGUGAAAGAGAGAGAGAGCCACGUAUUAACCGAAAAGAGAGAGAGAGAGAGAGAGAGAGAAAAAAAGGAAAGAUUUGUAUAAAGGAUUACGAGAACUACUAAUUAGUAUAAAUAAUUAACUAUUCGACAAUUAGAUUGAAUGUUCAAUAAUAAAUCUAAAUGAAGCCAAAAUGAAUUGUUAAUAAACUUUCAAUCUUACUCAUAAGUGUAUGCGUGAUCAGUUUUUAAAUCUGACUUUUCGUUCGUUUCGUCGUGAUCAUCGAUCAUGGUAAAUUCGAUAAUCGUUUUUCUUUUUUUUUCGCGGCCUGGGAAAAAAUUUACUCAUCUUUUCGUUCAUCUUCUUCUUAAAAUUCGUUAAAAUUGUACACUCGUAUUUUCGAAAGCUCUUAUUUUUUAUUCAUUAAUCGUUAGAAAAAAAAAAAAAAAAAGAAAAAGGAGAAAGAAGAAAACACGACACACAACACUUUUCAUCGAGGAAAAGACGAGAUUAAGAGAUUGUCAUUUUAUUUGAAAAAUAAAUCAGACACUUUUGUUUGUUGGAAAAAAGAAAAAAUGUUUCUCGAUCGAGGAGAAAAAUUCGGGUGCAUAGUUUUUAAUAUUAUUCGGGAUUAUACUUGAGAUUAUUCGAUCGAUACGGAUUCGUUGUAUUGAGCGAACGGGAUUUGGUCGGAGAGGAAAAGAAAGAGGAGAAUUCUGUAAAAUAUAAUUAAACGAAAUCUAAGCAAGAAGUAAUCCGAACACCAUUUAUGAGUAAGAGCGUAAUUGACGAACGAUAUAAUAAACGUAAUAAAGACAUAUCAUAAAAAGUAUUAGUCUAAUUUGCCUGAUAUUGUAGAAUUUAUAUGUAAAUAUGUUGCGUGCAACUUGGAACAACGUUCUGAGGCGAUGUAAAGUUUAAUGAAUUAUUUGAAAAGGUAUAUAGAGAAAAAUGGGGAGAAAGGAAAGGAAGAGAGGAAAAGGAAGAACAAAAGAAAGUAAAAGAGACGACCAUUAUGGUUAGUUAUCCUCGUUUAAUUCGUGUAAAGCUUUCCAUUCGAUUUCUAUUCGUCGUAGAACAGUUUCAUCAAUUUGUAUAUAAUCGAAGAAGAACCUUAAAUGUCCUUUGUAAAUUGUUAUGUAAUAAUUGACUACGCACUAGUUAAAUUCUAUUAUUCGCUUCUCGAGUAUAUACAUUUAUACUCUACGUACGUAUCGAUUUGAUUGACGGCGCAUUUACGUCGCGAAAGGAAAGUGAAUCGUUCGUGUCGCGUUUUAUGGUGCAAAGAAUUUUUCUAAAAUUCUGUCGAUCUAUAAUGUACGAUAGUUUCUACAUACGGGAUUUUUCAUUUCUUCAAGAACGAAACGAAUAUAUUUUGUUCGAUCUCGAUUCGAGACUCUUCCAAGAGUCAAAAAAAAAAAAAAGAAAGAAAGAAAGAAGGAAAGAAAGAAAGAAAGAAAGAAAAACGAAUCGGUGAACAAAUUUGUAGAUUACUAGUGUAAAGAGAAAGUUUAAAGAGGCGAAAAAAAAUUUUUUCUUAAAAAAAAGGGAAACGAAACGACUAGGUGAAAAAUGUUCUUAAAAAUGCACACAUACAUACAUACAUAUAUACAUACACACACGCACACACGUACACACACCAAAUUGCGCGCAAUGUAAGAGAAAGGAAAGGGAAAAGGAUUUUCCUCCAUACUGUACAUAUCAUGUGCCAUAACUCAUUUACUAUACUUUGUGUCCAACUUUGUUCCAAGUAUCUAUUCAAUUAUAAAUAUUAUAGUAUAAUAAAGUAAACCUUGAUGUUAUUGAUAAA
Molecule: messenger RNA, 9300 nt
Organism: Apis cerana (Asiatic honeybee)
Lineage: Eukaryota; Metazoa; Arthropoda; Insecta; Hymenoptera; Apidae
Gene: acj6
Product: abnormal chemosensory protein 6
Biological process (GO): regulation of transcription by RNA polymerase II
Molecular function (GO): RNA polymerase II cis-regulatory region sequence-specific DNA binding; DNA-binding transcription factor activity, RNA polymerase II-specific
Source: RefSeq, a predicted model, not a curated record